Messenger RNA from Mya arenaria, 6570 nucleotides. RefSeq names its product eukaryotic translation initiation factor 5B-like. The transcript has 2 exons. The coding region runs from base 214 to 1173 and encodes 319 amino acids. Lineage: Eukaryota; Metazoa; Mollusca; Bivalvia; Myida; Myidae. Gene Ontology annotation, biological process: protein arginylation. The record is from RefSeq and is a predicted model, not a curated record.
CCAUGUUUUGUUCUAUUUCCCUUAGAAGUUUAGAGCUGAUAUUCAAAGUGGUAAUGACGAUAAAACAUGUUUUUGUAACUACUUCCGGUUGUUAUCAAUUUGCUGUGUAAACAAUAUGGCGGAGCUCGGCUGUCAAAAUUAGAAGAGUGAACAACAUUUAAUGUAUAUGAAUUCUGUAAGGGAAAUCCACGAAGGAUAUGACAUACGCAUGGAAUGGAUAAAAACUUUAAUGCCAAACAAAUUGUAAAAAAGUCACAAAUGGCAGCAGAAAAGUUGAAAAAAUCGGCGUCUAAAAGGAAGAAAAAGACUAAAAAGCAGUGUGUCAAGAGUGAUCAAAGCCCUGAUUCUUUAGAAAUAGAAGGAAUAGGAAACUUUGAUCAAGGAGGAGCAGACUCUGACUCCUCAGUUCCUCAGCCAGCAGGCACUGCCUCUCCAAGUCCCUCUUGCAAAUCAGCCCCUGCCGGUGACUCAAACCCCCCUGCCACCACCCAGCUGCGAACGAUCAUUCAGAAUGAUUGCACCAAGGUGUCAAAGAUUUCAAAACCACGCUCAGCCCCUAAGCUGCCUUCGGGGACUAUUUCUGAGCCUGUAGUGUUAAAACAUACUCAAUCUGCAAGUAUUCUUGGCUAUAAAGACAUUAGUUUACCUGAUAGAAAGAUUUGUUCUGUGUCAUUCUCAGACUUAAAUGAAGUUCAGUCCAUAUCUCAAAGUCUUUCAACAAUGUCUGUGAAAUCGAAAAAUGGCUCAAAGAGUAAAGCGAAAAGCUCCAAGACUAGUGCAACAAACGGUGCUUCGCUAAAAAAGGAUAGAACAACAAGAGUAGAACCAUCAAAGAGUUCAAUUAAUAAAGCUGCAGAGGAAGCUGCUAGGUUAAGAAGUGAGGAGAGUCUUAGAUGGGAGUUUGCUUUAGAAGAUGAUGAGGCAGAAAGGGAGAGAAUAAAAAUAUAUAAAAUGAACCGCAGAAAGCGGUAUCUGGCAGCGGCCCAGGAGAAAGGACUUGGUUGGGUUGUCAACUAUGGGAACAAUGGUUCGCCCAUUGCUGAGGACUCACCUACAGAAUUAAGGGACAGAGACCCAGUCAGGGCCUCUGUUACUGACUUUAGCCCUGUGAGAAGCCUAAUUGCUAGUCAGAGCAAUACUCCGUUAGGUUUAGGAGGUGAAGUGGCAUGUUAGGUAAACAGUGUUCCAACACUGAAAGUGCUAUGUAAUAUAUGACGGAUGCAAAUGAGCUUACCAAGGUCUUGUCAGUGUGUCCCCCGCUCUACAGUGCUCAGAGUCUAAUGUAAACUUGGAAGCCAAGGCACUUGUAUGGUUGUUGUAAAUUAUUAUGCUGAAAAGAAUACUACUGGAAUUAAGUGCUGUUCAUGUGGAUGACAGUUUGAUGCACUUAUUUAAAUUUUAUACAUAGAUUCUCAAAAUGUUUGUCAAAAUCCAUAAUAACUUUUGGUUCCUCUGUAAAGAGGAAGCUCAGACAGCUGCACAAGAUCUGCGAGAAGAUAAAAUGGAUCACUGCCUUCAAAGAACAAGUUUAAAAAAAAAUUAUUAGCAGUGUCUAAGUCACUUUAAGUUCUGUAAAACUAAACUCUUAAUUCACAAUAAAUUAGUUUAGGAAUUGUUAGGGUAUUAAUGAAUGGUGCUUUUAAUUUAUUUAGUGAAUAGAUCUUUUAACAAAUUUUAAUAAGCAUUAUUCUUAGUUUGUGUUUUAUUAUUUUCUUCACAAGCGUGUCCAAUUUUUUUUUUGGCACAUUCAUUAUAAACCAUUAUUUAAUUGCAUCUUUGAUGCUAAUAUAUUUCCAUUCAAUUUACUGCCAUACAUUACAAUGAAGUACAUAUAAUUAAUAACAUAGAUUUUAAUUUAUAUUCAAACUGUUUGGAAAUGGUUUUAGCAGUGAAUUUUUAGUUUUAUGUCUAUAGCAAGCUUGUAUAUUGUCUAUAAAACUGUGAAUGUGAAACUUUAGCUGUUACUCUUUCUGAUGUCAUUUUAUUGUGACUAUGCAUUAACUUUCAAUAAGUUUUUUCGGCUGAAAAUCGGGGGGGGGGGCUGAAUUUUGCCCCAACCCCCCUCCCCGCCCACUUUUUUCAACAUUUAAAAGUUAAACUAGUACAAAUGAAGUCUUUUCCCCUGAUUUUUUUUUAAUCCAAGUUAUUAUAGGGGCUGUGCUUUGUCUUUUUGUUUAAAAUAUGCUAUGAUAAAUCUGCAAUUUUUAGCAAUUUGUCACUAAUUCCGCAAUUCUUAGGGCCCUUGCUUCAUUCACAGAAAGGUUAAAAACACUGACAUUAAAGGUGCUCUUGCAUAGCUUUGCACUGAAAUACAGUCAUUAUCUUUUAAAUCCACUUAAAAACAUUUAUAUUAAAACAACUAUACCAAUAUUUAAGCUGAUCUAAUCAGCAACAAAUGAGGAACCUGUUUAAAAUAUAUGGCACAAGCACCAGAAUUGUUGUCACGUGACAUUUUUGAUAUUAAAGAUGUAUUAUCACUUGCAUGGAUGGUCUUCUAUUUUAAUUCCAAAUGCCUUACUUAUUCAAAGAGAUUUGAACAUUUAGCCUGCAUGUUGCAAGCUUUCAUUUUCUUAACUUACAAGUCUCAAUAUGUUGGAAAUAGCUGAUUGAGCUUAAAUGUUUCUUGUUAACAUAUAACCCACUUUAAAUAGAAUUUCUUGUAUCUUGUACAUAACAACCUGAAAAAGGACAUUCACAUUUUAUUGGGUCAGACAUCAAACAAAUUAAUUUUAUGUUAAAUGUGAAUAAAAUGCUUGUUUGAAUGAUAAAACACCAUUAAAAAUUCAAAUUAGAUCUCUAUUGUUAUUAUUUUUUGAAAAAGAUGACAAGGUAAUUAUGCUUUAUUUAGUCGAGAAGCACUGAUUUAAGGCUUGAACUGUUUUAAAUUUGGUUUCUGCCAGAUACUGUUUGAUUUUUGUCCAGUUAGUAAAAUAAGUACAUACGUAAUAUAGCUAAUUAAAAAAAAAUCUAUGAGUCCCUUUAAAAGUAACUAAUUAUGCCUUGGCCUCAUAUAACUCUGAGAGAGUCUAUAGAUAGAGUAUAGACUUUUUUAAUUCUUCUAUUAAAGGUUUAGUUCCUAUUCACAAUUAAUUAUACAAUUAUGCUGAUUUUAUUCAUGGUAUUUUAAAUAGACAUCUUCGGUUUUAGGGUUAUAGCAGAUAUAUAUAAAUUAAUUGAUAUUGAACACUUUGAAUGUCUGCCAUUAUGCAAAUUUUAUAAUGGUUUUAUAAUGAUUCUAAAGAUUUUCUUAAUAUGGCUUUCUUUCACUGAUUAAAAGGAACCCUAAUAGAAGCGUUAUCUAUUUUUGAAAUGAAUGUAAGAAUAAAAGACUGUUGGGGUAAUACAUCAAAGAGUGUAUUUAUUUGAGAUUAGCACUUGCUUGCCUAAGAAAGAGAGAUAUACAUGUACAUUUUUAAUGCUUGUUAAAUGUUACAUUUAGUCUUGAUUCAACCUUUUUCAAUAAUUAACUUGAUUUCUGCCUCAGAAGAUAUUGUAAUUCAAAUAUUGCCUAAGAAAUAUAGUUAUUCCAGUUUAUUUUUGUCAAAAUGUUUUUCUCAUAGUUAUUGAAGUGUAAGUAUUUUAAAAUUGAAGUGCAAGUAUUUUAAAAAUAUUCCAUUAAAACCAAUUAACUUAACCAAUUUUACACUCUGUGAUAUUUAAUACAACCAUGACUGUUUUCCUUUCAUUAGGAAUGACCUCAAAAUCUACCCUUUUUAAGUCUUAUUUGGCCUGCCCUACUAAACUUAAGACAUAAUAGGUCUUAUGCAUAGUCAGUGCAAUGUUUUUAUUCAUACUUUAGAAACCAUUGUAAUUUCUUUGACCUUAGCGUUGCCCAAUAAAAUUUCAGACCCAGACACAUAAUAGUUCACACAUGCAGUGUGGAAUUAAAUAAAAUAGUCCUUUGUCUAAAUCUACUUAAUUUUAAUAGCAGGAUUAAUGUCAAGCAUGCAUGCAUAAUUCCACGUAUUGAAGUAUGUAUUUUAUCAAUUCAAGUUUUUCUUUUGGCAAUGAAAGUAAAUAGAAACAUUUAUGUUUAUGUUUAUAACUACUUCUGUUGAGGGGUUUAAAUAUUAUUAAUUAAAUGCAGACCAAUGUUUGAAGUCUUUUCCUGUCUUUGUUAGCCUUCAAGAGAGGAGUUGACAGGGUGAAUAUGAAGUCCAUGUUUAAAUAAAUAAAGCUACAAACUUAGUUAAUUUUAAUCAAUUUUGAUCAAUGCUUUGUCUUGUCAUUCGACUAUUGUAUCACUAAUCAUACUAUCUGUUUACGGUAACUAUUAGUUUAGAAGCUUUGAAUAAUUCAAAUGUGCACUUUAUAUCUACGUAUGUCUAUAUUUAUAUUUAUAUAGAAAAAUGCACCUUGUUUACUUGUAUAGUUGUUAAGUAUUUACCUUCUUACCUUGAAAAGGUAUUUUCUAUGUAUCCAAUAUGUUUUGUUUUUCCGUCUCUGCCAGUAAAUAUACCUCAUUAUUGUUGUUUAUUUUGUUAGAUUUUUCUAUUAACUCUUCUUUGUUAAGCAUGUGCUGACUUCAUAAUGGUUAAACGCACUGACAGUAUUUAAAAUGAAUUCAAAAUUCACAACAAUUCAUUUAACAAAUACUCCUGCACCAGAACUAUACAUCAUUUAUCAAUAUUAUAAUACUAAAUUUAUUUUGUUGUAUUAAAGCUGCACUCUCACAGAUAUACCCUUUGUACAACUUUUUUAUUUAUUGUCUUGGAAAGAGCGUAAAAUCUGCAUACCAAUGAUAAAAGAUUGCUGACAAAAGGUCAGAUCGCAGAUUUUCAUAUUUCCGUUCGAAAAUUAAUGUUUUAUGGCUUAAACAGUUACAAACGGUUUAAGAUAAAUCCAUAACACAUCAAUUUUUGAAUUUAAAUAUGAAAAUCUGUGAUCUAAUUUUUUGUCAGCACUCUUAAAUAAUUGGUUUCCAUGCAUAUUCGCAAAAAUUGGUUCGUUCUAAGAGAAAAAAUAGAAAAGUUGUCAAAACGUUCAAUCUGUGGGAGUGCAGCUUUAAAGCUAUAAAAUAUGUACAUUCAUAUCAGUGUAGCAUUGUUUCUGCAGUGAUAUGGUGCCAUGUCAGGUUCAAUAAACAAUGAAAAUGCAGGGACAAGCUCAGUAGUCAAACAUUCAAAUAUAAGUAAUAGAUAGAUGACAUGAAUUAAAAUCUUAAUGAUUAAGAAUGGGCGGAGUGAGCUUAGUCAUUAAGAUUUUAAUUCAGAUCAUCUAACUGACUUAGAAUACAACCUCAUUGGCUGAUUCAUUGUCAACAGAAAAUCUGAUGCGGGGAUUGUGUAUCGGAUGAGGGGCAGUGGGGGGACCUUUUACACCUGCGAAAGUAGAAAUUGUUAAUGAUUGAGGCUAGUACUUUGUGAUUGCCUAUCUGCAAUAUCAUUGGCUGUAAUUGUUGGUUGUAUUCUAAACCUUGUUAAAUGGCAUAAGGUAGGGUCCCAAUCAUGUAGGAAGUAUUUCUUUCUCUUCUGUUUCAGCAUUGUGUAUAAAUAAUUGUCUUUCAAACUAAUAAAUCAAUGUAUAAAUAUCAUAAGUGCUUUGGAUAUUUAUAUGUUCUAAAUACGCUUUAAAAGAAAGUUGUUUUUAUACCUAGGAAUGUAUUCAAUAAUGCAUCUUAAUUAAGUCAUUUUAUAACUUGAGUCGAUUUCUUAAGAUUUUCAUAGUCAAAUUAAAAAAAUAAGUGUUUUUAACAUUAAAGAAUGCUUUUUUCAAUAAGGUCAAUGAAAAAUGUAUUUUGGAAAUUCUUUAUUUUUUAUUUCAUAUGACUAAAGAGAUACCAAAAUUAGGAAAGAGACUUAAGUUAGAAAAUGACUCUUAAUGAAGUUUUAUGAGUACCGACCCAGGUAUACAAGAUUUAUUUUAUUAUUAAUAUUGCACAAUGUUGCUUAAUAUGUAUUUUUAAGGAUAGUUUUUUGUUUUAUUACUUAUAAAUAAGUUAACACAUUUGCAACAUUGCUAAAAAUACAAAAUAUAUAUCGAAAUUACCCUUGAUAGUGUUUUCGUUAAAUUACUUAUAGGUUGCACAUUGACGAUGUAUAUUAAAGAUGUCAAGGAGGAAUAUUCUGGUAUACAAUAUGUAUUUCAUAACUAAAUUUUGGAUCUGCACACCAUUGCUAAAUAUAACAGAAUAUAUGAUGAAAUUUUUCUGGAUAGUUUGUAUCGUCAAAUUACUUAUAGAUGGCGCAUAUACUGUAUAAAUACAAUGUUGCUUAAUAUAACAGAACAUAUAUCGAAAUUAUUUUGAUAGUGUGUUUUAUUAAAUUAUUUUUAGGUUACACAUUUACCAUGUAUAUUAUUGUAAUGUCAAGGAAGAAUAUUCUGUGAAUUAUUCCUUGUCUUUGGAUUCUUGUACAAAUAACUUCAUUGGUAUCAACCCAACACUUUUGGUUCAAUAGACUGUUUCCUUUUGUCUGUUUGUUAAGCUUGCUUAGAAAAUUAUUAGUAAAUGAAGUCAUUCCUAUUUUUUAUAUAUUAAUUUAAUGCUUUCACAAAUUUAUAAUGUUUCCUUAUCAAUGAUCUGAUAGUACUGUUUAAUGAAAUAUGCUUGAUUAAAUUUGGAAAACCAUG